This is a messenger RNA of Fusarium keratoplasticum, 2349 nucleotides long. RefSeq lists its product as uncharacterized. Gene Ontology annotation, molecular function: oligopeptide transmembrane transporter activity. NCBI's taxonomy places the organism in Eukaryota, Fungi, Ascomycota, Sordariomycetes, Hypocreales, Nectriaceae. The coding region runs from base 1 to 2349 and encodes 782 amino acids. The record is from RefSeq and is a predicted model, not a curated record. Gene Ontology annotation, biological process: transmembrane transport. The transcript is spliced from 8 exons.
AUGUCGUCCACCGAUGUUGAACCCAAGGGGCCUCAGGGCCCAGAGGAUACUUUUGAGGCCUCGGUUUUCCCAGUUUCCACCCCGGACGCUGUCGAUGAGAAGAACAUUGACUCCUCCAAGAUCCAUAAUGUGUCUAGUGAAGACCACAGUGACGAAAGCGACCGCAGCAGCAAGGAUGUUAUCAUCGUCACCGGCGCCGAUGCCGCUCGCCACCUGCUACCCAUGAGGGACGACCACGACAAUGCCUUGACGUUUCGAAGUAUGCUUUUGGCCUCUGGCCUUGCCUGCUUCCAGGCCGUCAUGUAUCAGAUCUACAUUUUUAAACCUACCAACAUCACCAUUCAGGGAACCUUUAUCGUCCUCAUCUCCUACUUCAUCGGCAAUGCUUGGGCCUUUUUUCUUCCCCGUGGCGAUAAGAUCGAAGCUCGAUGGAGAGCGGAAGGCAACACAGCCCGGCUUCCCUUCUGGAUUAGGGCCAUCAAGUUCAUUAACCCUGGACCCUGGGGUCUGAAGGAGCAUGCCAUCUGUUCCAUCACGGCUACUUCGGCUUCGAAUGCUGCCGCUAGUGUCCAGGUCUUUGCUGCCCAGGAUCUCUUCUACGAUAUGCCAUUGAGCGCGACUACGGUUAUUCUGAGUACCAUCUCCAUUGGUCUGUUCGGCUACGGCAUCUGCGGUGUCAUGCGCCCAGUUACUGUCUGGCACGUAGAUGCUGUCUACUGGAGUAACCUACCCACUGUCAAGACUCUACAGGGACUUCACUGGCAGGAAAUCAAGAACUCUAAGCCUCUGCGUUAUUUUUGGUACAGCUUCACCGGCAUGUCGAUUUAUGAAUUCUUCCCCGCCUAUAUCUUCCCUUGGCUGAAUUCGAUUUCAGUUCCGUGUUUGGCCGCCAUGAAGGCGACUGGCGACAAGGCUGCGACACUCACCCGCGUUUUUGGUGGUGCUACCAACAACGAGGGCCUUGGUCUCUUCAGCCUCUCUCUUGACUGGCAAUACAUCACAUCAUUCAACACCUCCCUUCCUCUCCCCCUCCAGGCCCACAUGGCAGUUGGAUUUUUCUUUUGCUACAUCAUCAUGGUCGGUAUCUAUUAUGGCAACGGAUGGGGAGCCAAGUCGCUUCCCUUCAUGUCCACGCGACUUCUCUUGGAGAAUGGUACAACAUACCCCAUCGCCGAGGUGUUCCAAGGCGGCGUUCUCAACGAACAGCGCUUGUUUGAGUAUGGCCUUCCCAGGUUGACGGGAACAUUUGCCUUUGCCAUGUUUAUGGCUAAUGCUGCUAUCGGAGCCCUUCUGCUUCACUGCAUCUUAUUUUGGGGCAAGGAUGUUGUCAAGGCUUUCAAGAGCGCAAGGGAAGGCCGAUAUGAUGAUCUCCACCACGACCACAUGGCAAAGAACUAUAAAGAAACCCCCUGGUGGUGGUACAUCUCCAUUUUGGUUGGUAGUUUCAUCCUUGGCCUCGUCGUCGUCGUCAAGGAGAACAUUACCCUCCCAGCCUGGGCAUAUGUGGUCUCUCUCAUUAUCGGCAUCAUUAUUGCGCCAGUGAGCACUCUGCUUUACUCUCGUUAUGGAAAUGGAAUUGCCACAAACAAUCUCUCCAAAAUGCUGGCUGGUCUUAUGCUGCCAGGAAAACCUGUUGGCAACAUGUACUUCGCUGCUUGGUCUCACAACGUUAUUUCUAAUGCUGUCAACCUGUCUGGUGAUCUCAAGAUGGGAGAAUACCUCAAGAUCCCACCUCGCGUCAUGUUCCUCACUCAAGUCUGGGGAACCAUCCUGGGAGGCUUCAUCAACUAUGCCAUCAUGAUCAGCAUCGUUGGCAGUAACCGAGAGCUCCUCCGUGAUGGCGAUGGCAACUCGUCCUGGAGCGGCGCUACGAUGCAGUCGUACAACACCAAUGCAACCUCUUGGGCCCUCGCCGGUUACUUGUAUAAGCUUGGUAAAACUUAUCAGAUUGUGCCCUUCGGUUUGCUCGUUGGUGGUGGCUUGGUUAUCCUCCACCGAAUCUUCUACAAGUUCUACCCCAAGAUCAAGAACUUCGAUGUCGCAGACAUCAACUUGCCCCAGUUUAUCCAGUUUGCUGGUUACAUCCCCUACAACCAGAGCCAGACUUGUGUUAUCUUUAGUCAACUGAUCGCAGGCUUCUUUGUCCAGUUCUACCUCCGAAACUAUCGCCCACGCAUCUUCAAGGACUACUCGUACCUGGUGACUGGUGCUUUUGAUGGAGCCAGUCUCACCGUUCUCUUCAUCCUCUCCUUCGCUGUCUUCGGCGCCGGUGGCCCCGGACAUCCUUUCCCUACCUGGUGGGGAAAUAACGCCGAUGGGAACUAUGAUCACUGUCCCGUACCUGAGUAG